Messenger RNA from Symbiodinium necroappetens, 231 nucleotides. The record is from the annotation of a GenBank genome assembly. NCBI's taxonomy places the organism in Eukaryota, Dinophyceae, Suessiales, Symbiodiniaceae.
AUGCGAAGAAGAUCGCAUUCUGGGAUGGGAGUUCCUGGAAGGACAUCGAGGUUGAUAAGGAUGUGGGGGUUAUGGGUGGGCAUCACUCAGUGCUGUCGCUCCGAGACCUUGAUUGCGUGCUCCGCGACAAGGUUUGCAUUGCAAGAUAUUGGAAGAAGGGAGUCAAGGUCAAGUCCGGUACCCGGGUCAUGGAUCGGAGCUGGCAUUUUCUCAAGGAGCCUGUCCUUGUAA